Closterium sp. Yama58-4 is the source of this 3465-nucleotide messenger RNA. The record is from the annotation of a GenBank genome assembly. NCBI's taxonomy places the organism in Eukaryota, Viridiplantae, Streptophyta, Zygnematophyceae, Desmidiales, Closteriaceae.
AUGCUGAUCGCGUUGCGUCUGAAGGGUCAAGAGGAGGAGGGGAUGUUACCCGGGGAGGAGCGGUACCAGUGCAGCAAGGAGAGCGAGUGGGUGGGAUUUGUCGCCGAUCUCAGCAUGCUACAACAUCAGCUCCGCGGAACCGUCGAGAUUUUAGAUGAUUGUUCGUUUAAAGUGACGCGGUUUGACAUGCUGCCAGGGAAGGACGUGUACUGGUGGGGAGCAGCGUCCGCGUCCCUUAACGACCUGCUGCACGGCUUCCCCGUCUCCCCCAAGCCCCUCCUCGGCACCUUCAACAGCCAGACAGUCGUGGUGCCCUCCUCCCCUCAGCCGUCCAAACCCCUCACUCCCGGCCUAGAUACCCUUUCCCCCGGUCACGCCCUCCCUUCAGAGCCCUCAUACGCACUUCCUCCCCAGUCCCCACCUUUGCCGUCACCCCCGCCGCCUGCUAAGCUGAGGGUGAAGCAGGGGCAGAGGCAGCCUACGAUGUUUGACAACUGUAUGCAGCUGAGUCACCGGUAUAGGGUGCGGUGGACGCUGGAUGAGGCGAGAGGGUUCGUUGAUGUGGGGUUGGAAGCGGUUGUGGGGAGUGGGCCGCAUUACCUGGGGUUUGGCUGGGCGGAUCCGGACAGCGUGACCAAGUUUAUGGGGUUUUCUGAUGUGGUGAUUGCAGGAUUCGAUGAAGUGGCAAAACCGUUUGUGGAAGAUUACUAUAUCACAUCAUACGGAGAAUGCAAUCUGGAAAAAAAACCACCAGAGGGAGUGUGCCCCGACCAGCUUAUGGGCGGUGGCAACUCGUCUCUCAACAACGUGGAUCUGAUCUACGGGCACCGCGUGGACGGCAUCACUUUCGUCCGCUUCCGCCGCCCGCUCGUGAGCCCGGACAAAAGAUUUGAUCACGAUAUCGACGCAGAGGACGAGAUGAACGUGAUCUGGGCGCUUGCGUCGACCAAAAGCUUCUAUGUGAACGGGCACGAGGCACCGGAAAUCAAGGUGGAGAGGGGAGUUCCGGUGCAGUUUUCGAUUCAAGCCGGGCAUGAUCUGGGGGUGUAUAUCACAUCGGAUCCGGUGGGCGGGCGGUUUAACAAGUCGGAGAUUAUAUAUGCGGGCGGCGAGGAGGCUCAUGGCGUGCCGGCUGAUCCGUAUACCCUGCUGUGGAAGCCCACUAGCUCUACCCCUGACUUGGUGUAUUAUCAGUGCUACUCGGAGCCCAAGAUGGGGUGGCGAAUCCACGUGGUGGACGGGGGUUUAUCAGACAUGUACAACCACAGCUUCCAGCUCGCCGACGGGCUCGUCACCAUGUUCUGGACGCUCACCGCCUCCUCCAUUUCUGUUGCGGUUAGGGGGGAGCACCCAUCGGGUUACAUCGCCAUCGCCUUUGGGAGCGGCAUGGUGAACUCGUGGGCGUAUGUGGGGUGGGUGGAGGGCGGGGAGGGGCGGGUGGCGUCUUACUGGAUUGACGGCAAGGACGCUAGUAGCGUGCAUGCCACCAAGGAGGCACUAGACAUGACCAAGUGCAUGCAGGUGGAUGGGGUGCUGACGUUUGAGUUCAGCCGUCCGCUCAAGCCGCCCGAUUCCGACUGCGAUGACAAGUGCAGCGUGAUCGACCCCUCAGAGCCCCUCAAAGUCAUCUGGGCCUACGGGCCCUCGUGGACCUCAGGCAAGCUGUCCUACAUGAACAUGCACACGGUAUGGAGCACCACUGUCACCAUCCUUGACUUGGAAACAGGAGAGGGCACGGUGGAGCAUCUGCAGCCGGUGUUUGUGGUGCAUGGCUUCAUGAUGACCAUGGCGUGGGCUGUGCUCAUGCCCUUUGGGGUGCUGGCGGCAAGAUACCUCAAGCACAACGACUGGCUCUCCAUCCACCAGUACACACAGUACAGUGCCCUCGCUCUCAUGCUGCUCGGGCUGCUCUUCGCCGUUGGUGAACUUGGAGGCAUCGAACUAACGUCCAAUCAUGCCAAGAUAGGAAUGGCAACAUUCGCCCUGGGCUGCUUUCAGCCAAUCAAUGCAUUCUUCCGCCCGCCCAAGCCAUCGCCUGGAGAGAGGCCCCAAAUGAAACGGGUCAUCUGGCAGUGGGUGCACAUUCUAUUCGGCCGGGGGGCGCUGCUGGUGGGAGGGGUGGCGCUGUUGACGGGGAUAAUGGAGCUGGGGGAGACGGGCGGAGAUGACUACACGGUGGACGGGUUCCUGUGGGCCAUGGUGGGGUGGUUCGCCACCAUUGCUGCCUUCGUGUGGUUUGUGGAGCGCACAAGAAGACAGGACCAUGCCACGCCACAGGAGUUGGCCAACAUGAUUCGGCAUGACUGGAACGGGUCGUCACCAGCAUCAUCCGACAUGCAUGUGACCCAACUAGACAGUGAAGACAGCGAAGACGACACGCGCACUCUCAUCCCCUCCACCCACCGCUCCUCCUCCUCUUCUUCCUCCACUGCUGCCGCACCUGCCCACACAUAUAAUUCUCCUCAUACUGCCCGGCAUGGACCGUCCGCCUCCCCUGCACGGGGUAAUUCUUCUGGUUCACCUGCCCGGCUGGGGCCUACUGGUUCUUCACCUGCCCGGCUGGGGCCUACUGGUUCUUCACCUGCCCGGAUGGGAAAUUCUGGUGCUGACGUGGAGGAAUGGAGCAAGGCGGCGCGGCUGGUCCGGCAAGAGCAGCUGGAAGGCCAAGCUCUGGACGCGCUUCAGAAGACCAUCGAUUCCUUCGAGCGACCCACGUUCCCGUGCGCGCUAAUCGCUGGCGACGUGGUGAUCCUCCACCUGCUGCACCGGCUCGGCGCGCUGGGCGACAAUCCCAAGGUGAAGGUUGUGUUCAUCGACACCUUCCACCUCUUCCCGGAGACGUACCAGUUCCUCAAGGACUGCGAGGAGCGGUUCGGCUUCAAGGCGGAGGUGUUUCAAGCGGCGGGGCUUAACUCCAAGGAGGACUAUGUCAAAAAGCAUGGCUCCGACCUCUUCAUUCGGGACAUCGACGAGUACGAUCAGAUCUGCAAGGUGGAGCCCUUCAGCCGCGCGCUGACGACGCUCAAUGUGGACGCCAUGAUCAAUGGGCGGCGCAGAGACCACGGCGCUGAGCGGGCGCACCUCGAGCUAUUUGAGGACGGCACACCAGUGAAGGUGCAGCCCCUCGCCUACUGGGAGUUCAGGGAUUGCUUUGAUUAUUUGGAGAGGCACAAGGUGCCAGCUCACCCUCUUCACGCGGAUGGUUUUCCGUCGAUUGGCGACAUACAGACCACCUUGCCUGUUCCGCGCGCCAAAUGGUUUGAGUAUGGUGGAGAGCGGUCGGGGCGGUUCCAGGGGCUGAAGAACAGAGACGGGUCGGACAAGACAGAGUGUGGCAUUCACGUGGAGGAGGCUGUGGCGUCCUCCCUCACUCCCCCUUCCUCCUCCCUCACACCACCUUCCUCCUCACUCACUCCUCCUUCCUCCUCACUCACCCCGCCUUCAUCCUCCCUCACCCCUCCAUGA